UUAAAGGCAGAAAACGCAACAUGAGCUUCGAUUUCAGGGCUAACAAACCACAAUCAAAACCUGUAGCUAUAAAGGGAACCAUAAUAAAAGAAGGACGUAUGGAGCUUUCAAAAAAGAGCGAAUGGAAAUUAAGUUCUGAAAUUUCUUUGCAAUCUCCUGUGGUCGAUGCGACGGUGAGGAAUACUAUCGAGAAACGAUCCAAACAAUCUCAAUCAAUUUCUGCAAAUUUUGGCGUUGAUUAUCAGUUGGAAGGAAAGCAGAAGCAUUCAUUUAUCAUCUCAGGUACUUCACAGAAAAGUUCUAACAAAGUGAACACUCAGGCUAAAUUAGAAUCAACCCAAUAUCCCAGAGGAAACAUGUACUUGACAUGGGACAUGCAAAGAGAAUCUAAAGAAAGUCUUAAGAAUGAUAUUAAAUUAAAAUAUGGGCAAAAUCCUGAAAGAACAUACAUUCAAGUGAAACAAAAAUCUCGUAUACCUGAGACCGGUCCAGGUCACUGUUCAGCAACCAUAGAAAUACCUCAUCGCGAUAUUCACUAUGAAUUGAGUCUUACUCAUGAUAUGGAUAUGAGUGAAAAGCCCAGGAUAAACAUUGAGGCAGAUUUUUGCUAUAACCAAGACAAACAUAUAAAGAGUGUUUUGGAUGUUAAAUAUGAAUCCAAAAGUCCUCUGAAAGCCUCGGGAAGACUUGAAUUGGAAUAUCCAGGCGGUCAUUACAUUUAUGAAGAUGAAAUCACUGAAACGGAUGACAAUGUAAUAGAAGGCAAAUCCAAGCUUCAAUAUAAAAAGGGUAAAAUAAUUCAACUCCAUUAUAAAUACAGAAAAUUAAGUAAUGAUGCUAAAUUCCACCAUGAGAUUGAAAGCUCUAUUCAAACGCCAUCAUCAAGAAGUCCUAUAAAUGGCAAAGCAUCAAUUGAAUUAAAUAGCGAAUCUUUGGCUAUUGUAGGUCAAAUUGGACCUGAUUAUUCCGUACAAGCCUCUUUGAGAGAAAGUGGGGAAAGCCACAUCAAUCUUAAACUGCCCUUGAUUGAAGGGGAAAUAAAAUCUAUUCAAGAGUAUAAAAAGAAAAGUGUUGAUGUAGAUUUGAAGAUAAAGACUCGAAAACCUCGGCACAUUACUGGAUCAGUGAUCCUUGAUUUAAAAGAUAAGAAAAAGUUGGAAUUGACUGUUUAUCCAGAUGUUGAUCAUGCCCCUGAAAAGAAGAUAUUGGUAUCUACAGUUGUGGAAACUUCAUCAAGAAAUUCCAAAGAUAUUUACACAGGUGCAACUAGAUUGCAAAUAUUAGAUCUUAUUGACCUUUCUCUUGCUGAAACGGGAGAGGUUUCACUCCUUGGGGAUCAAGAAUGCACAUUAGCAGUUUCAAUAAAAAAUCAAGACCCAUUGAAUCUUAGAUUUAAGAGAAAAACUGAUAAAGGACACGGAAAAAUGACAUUUGCAGUAUCCAAAAAUAAUGUUGAAAAGGCUAAAAUGGAAUUGGAUACUACACUGAAGGAAAUUGACGGUAAAAAAGAAUUUUCCAUUGAAACUUCGCUUAUUUCUCCAGAUAAUUCUUUUGAAGAUAUACAUAUGUAUUUGAAGACCCAAGUAACUCGCUCCGGGUUAUCUAAAACUAUACAGACAAUUGUAUCCUUUAAGAAGAGUGACAAAGUUUACAAAACUGAAUGGAAUUCCGACAUUCAACCAAAUGGUUUAGAAGUCAAAGCUCAAAUGCAGACUCCACAUGCAAAUUAUGAGAAAAACGCUGUCGGUUUCUCUCUUCAGUUAUCAGAUACCGGGGUUUCCUCCUUAGUGAGCAUUGAUUGCUUGACUAACAAAAAGAUUUCUAUUCAAACCGAGAUUAAAACAAAAAAACAUGGACUUAGUUUAACUUGUAAACUGAAUACUCCUUUUGAAAUUUCAAAAGACGUACAACUACAGGUUACUUUAGAUAAUCAUCACAGCAAGAAAUCUUUAGAAGCAUACAUAGAUGCCAACAAUGCAAGAAUUUGUGCUAUUGAAGGAAGAAUGAGUAAAUCCUCAGGAGAAGCUCAACUUGAAGGAAGUAUUAAGGUAUCUAACCUUCCAAAACUCAAAUUUCAAGGACUUGAUGUAAAGCUUCAAAAAUCGCCCAGUGCUGUUUCAGUAGCAGGAAGCAUUCAGAUUAAGAACAACAAAGAAAUAUCCCUAUAUUCUGAAAUUAAACAAGAGGGAGAUGUUAUAUCUACCACCACAAGCAUUGCUACACCUUACAAAAGCUUAAAAGACACCAAAGCAUAUCUCUCAAUUGAAAAUCAAGCACACAAGAGAAGCAUCUUAUGUUAUUUUGAUGCCAAUGGAGAACGAAAAGUUGAUGUUGAAUUAAGUGUUGCUUCUUCGUCACAAGUUGUCGAAGUAAAAAGUCGAUUGAAAACUGUUCGCACUCCAGAAAUAUCAGCUCAUGUAAAAUGUGAAAAAACUGGACAAUCAUUUUCAAUCUCAGCUAAUGUUAUGAAAGGCACGUCCCCUUUGCUUUCCACAAGUUUAAAUAGGCUUUCAUACCACGGUGAAGAAAAACUGCUGUUGAAGACAAAAAGCUUUGAAGACACUCUUCUUGACGUAGAAAUUUCAAAGGAUGUAUCUGAUAAAAACUCAAAUAAGUAUAGCUUAAAAAUCAAAGGACUGUUCAGACCUGUGUCUAUCACAUUCUCAAAGAAUUAUAAUGACAAGAAUUCCGUUAGUACCGAAUUACGUGCUUGCGGAGAAGUUCAGUCUUCCCCGGUCUGCUACAGUUUGAAAUCUUAUCACAAAUAUUUACUGAAUUCCGGAAAUUACCGCUUCUAUCAAAAAGUUACAAUGGAUUUGGAAAAAUCUGUUGGAGGAUCUUACUCUAAAGCAGUGGGAAGGCUACAUGUCUUGAUGAGUGCAGCUGAGAAUGAUUACAGGUCAAAAAUAACUAUGGAAGUAAAUGAAAAGAGAUUAGGAUACGAAUUAAAAUUGCAUUCCCGACAACAUGAAAAUGAUCGUUGUUCCCUCGAUUCGUAUAUAUAUUUGCCACAACAAACUUGCAGAGUCAGGGCAAAUAUCCUUCACAAUGAUCAUCGCGUACAUUUAGAAGCUGAAGCCAUUCCAAAUACAGAGGAUCCUACUCGCAAAUUGAGUUUCGAGGUGAAGAAAGAAACUAACCCUGAUAAUCAAGAGGUUUCAGGAUACAUGAAAAUGAGUCAUCCUCGCAUGUCUCAACCUAUUUUAAUCACAUGGAAAUUCCAUCCUGUUGGAGAAUAUUUUGUUAAAGGAAAAUUGGUUAUACAUUCUGGUCCAGUGUGGGGAAAGACUUUGAUGAUUGAAGCAAUUCCUAACGUAGAGCAGGAAUCUUAUGGAAUCAGAUCCAUGGAAUAUAAGAUUUAUACUGAUGACAAAAGUAUCGAUGCAUACUUGAAGCUGAUCAGACAAAGCUCUAGAAGUGAGAAAAAGAUCGGAUAUGAAUGGAAAUACGUCUCACAUGAUGUUGAAAAGAGAGGAGGAAUGACAUUUACAUUCUCCGAUAAGAAUGGUGGACCUAAAACAGUAACACUUUCGUUCUUCAGUCCAUCUGCUGACUAUGAGGUGCAAGGAAGUGCUUCUGAAGGUCCAGAGGAUAUCAAUUUCAGCAUCGCUUCUGCUGGAAAAAAACUGAGAGAAAUUCGCAUCACAACUUCUGAUUCAUGCACUAACAUCGAAGUCACGAAAUCAGGACCUUUGAUCAAGAGCCAGAUCUGUGUCAACAAACAAGAAGGCAAUGCACUGUAUUUACUAAAAGUUGAUGUACAAUAUCGCCAACAUAAAUGCAUUGAAAUCCGAGUGGGCGUAGAUCCAGAAACACCAGAAUACGUUGAUGUCGUUUUCAAAUGUAGCAAAGAAGAAUCAUGUCAAGCUUUGAAGGCAUUAUUGGGCAGAGAUUUAUAUCUCGGAAGCAUUUCUACUCUCAAAGAAGAUGUGCUUAGAAAGGUGAGGCAAGUCAAGCAAUAUGUUGUAGACCAUGUGACGAAGGUGAAAACAUCUCUUCGAAACCUAAAGCAUGACAUCUUUUCUAAGGUGAAAAGAAUAAUAAAUCAACCUAAUAGAAUGGUAAAGGAAUAUAUUGGAAAAGUAAAGGAAUAUAUUAGAAAAGUAGAGGAAAUAAAAGAAAAUAUCCUGAAUCGCAUAAAAUCUCUAAUACCUGAUCACAUUAUAGGAACCUGUCAGAAAUAUUACAAAUAUUAUGAAAAAGAAGCCAUUAGAUACUACCAAAUGUGCUCAGAAAUGGUGAGGCGAUCCUGGCCAAGAAUUGGAGUUAUUUGCGAUGACAUAAAAUCCACCUUAGGACGCAUUGAUGUUAACGAAGUUAAGGCCCUCAUUGACAGUAAAGUAAACGAAUUCAAGAAAUCAUUGAAAUUCCUAAUACCAAGAUUUAGACUGAUUUACCCAAGUGACAUUAUAAAUUUUAUUAAAAAGGGCAUUGAAAAAAUCCACAAUGAAAUAGUAGAGAAAUUCGGUAGAAUCAUUGGAGAAACCAUAUUGAAUCAGAUACGUAAAUAUGGCACCGAACUUGAAUCUUUCAUUCGCCAGAAAGUUAUUGAGACCAUUGAUGAAGCUAUAAAGAAAAUGCAUGAUAUAAUUUUUCAUGAUGAGGAUCUCCAAACCGCUCAAAAUUUGAUUCUUAAUGCUAAAGAGGAGAUUGUAAAAGCUUGGAGAAACAAGGAAAAGAUUGCCGAAUCUUCUGUGAAAAAAAUAGAGAGCGACAUGAAACAAAUUGUUGACGGACAAGUCCAGGUUUUGAAGUAUGAUCCCAAAGAAGGAGAAUUUAGAUUCAGAGUUCGUCAGCCAUUAUCGAAAACUCAUGUUGAAAGUAUGAAACAACAACUAAGCAUGUUGUUCCGUCAAAUUCGAAUGCACCUGAACAGAUAAAGAAACCGCUUGUGUCUAGCGACAAAUUGUGUGAAUUUUUGUGGGUGAUGUGUUUGAAUAUUUGGACUGAUAUUUUUAAAGACUUGGUCUCCUGUUUUGAAAAAUUUCAGCAAAUUUUCUUAUUUUA
This is a messenger RNA of Argiope bruennichi, 5007 nucleotides long. RefSeq lists its product as uncharacterized. The record is from RefSeq and is a predicted model, not a curated record. Bases 21 to 4880 code for a protein of 1619 amino acids. The transcript has 11 exons. Lineage: Eukaryota; Metazoa; Arthropoda; Arachnida; Araneae; Araneidae.